This is a messenger RNA of Colletotrichum orchidophilum, 1143 nucleotides long. RefSeq lists its product as uncharacterized. Gene Ontology annotation, molecular function: protein binding. Bases 1 to 1143 code for a protein of 380 amino acids. Lineage: Eukaryota; Fungi; Ascomycota; Sordariomycetes; Glomerellales; Glomerellaceae. The transcript is spliced from 2 exons. The record is from RefSeq and is a predicted model, not a curated record.
AUGAGCGACCUUGAACCAAACGCCAAGCCGGCUACAACAGCCCAGAUGUCUGCAACAGUCGUUCAGUCGACUACGAGUUUUGCCGAAGUUUUAAAUCCCAUAGCAAUUGACGAAGAUGGGGACCUGGAGAUUGCAGUCGGCUCGGGCGACGAUACACAGUCCUUCAUCGUCUGCGCAAAGACACUUGCCCGCCAUUCACCAGUGUUCAAGCGAAUGCUGUUUGGUGGCUUCAAGGAGUCCAAGCCCACGAGGAAUGAAACCGUCGACUGGGUGGUGGAGCUUCCUGACGACAACCCAAAGCCUUUUAAAAUUCUUCUAGACAUCAUCCAUGGGUGGUUCGAGCAGGUCCCGGAGCUGCCGACUCUCAAUGAGCUGACUGCACUUCUCGUUUUGACCGACAAAUACGACGUCACCUCUCUCACGCGGCCCUGGGCCGUGAGAUGGAUGAAGGGCGUUCAAUUCGAAACUCAACACCUCAACCUGCUGCCCGUCGCCUGGGAGCUUGGCAAAGAGGACGUAUUCGACGCAAUGGUAACAAAGAUUGCAAACGAGUCAGCUCGGUCACCCGACGGGAGUGAGCGGCUGCAGUACGGAGGCCUCUAUCUCGAUGAAGUGACUGCCUUGGAGCCUCCAGGGCUAUUCGAGGCUAUCCGACAACAUCGCGCGGCGGGAGUCGCCGCAGAGCUCAGCCCCUACAUGGAGCUCUAUACCAAGUUGACCACUGCCACCGGGAGCGACUUUUGGUGUACUCGUAGUGCGGAAUUGGCCGACCGUCACAUCUGCGACAGCAUGCUUCUUGGGUCCCUGGUUAUGGGCCUCCUGAGAAAAGGCAUUCCCAUCACUGCGGCGCAGCCUGCGGAACAAUAUCUCGGGAGUUUGUCUUUCCUGAGAGCUACCCUCAGAGACUUGCAGCUCUUUGUGAAUCACGAAGUUGAAAUAAGCCCAGUGGUUUUGACAUGCAGGGAAAAACUGGUCGAUUGGAUGGAGCAAAGGUCUGGUCCGGCGAAGAGGUUGAAGGAUGAGGCUGUUCUGGUACAACACAGCCACAAGAUUCGUCUCCUUCAACAGGCGCAAAAGACUGGGAUAGAUAGACUCCCUGCGAGCGCGAACACAUCGGCAUCAAGACUGCAUACCUCUAUUUGA